Molecule: messenger RNA, 603 nt
Organism: Anthostomella pinea
Lineage: Eukaryota; Fungi; Ascomycota; Sordariomycetes; Xylariales; Xylariaceae
Source: the annotation of a GenBank genome assembly
AUGUUCAAGAUAGUCUACAACACGUUCGCCGUAGCGGCAUCGAUCGUCCUCCUCUGGCUCUCCUACACCGGCCCUCCACCGCCGAUCGCGAAACACGUAUACCUACCCGACUUGCAGACCAGACCAACGUUCCUACUUGGAAACCUAUCCUACCGCCACUUCGACGCCGAGGCCGACGCGCUAUGGGGGGAGCUGGUCCCCUCCAACGGUGGCGCCGUGCUCGGCACCAACAUCACCAACGGGUUUCACGUCUGGGCCGUCCCGGCCAUGUUCCACCAGCUCAAGUGCCUGCGUGACAUAAGGACCGAGUUUAUCGCUAUCGGCCGGUCAGGCCGGGAGGCAAGACGGUUCAUGAGCGAGCGCGGUCAAGGGAGCGACUAUGAGAAGGUGGCAUAUUGCUUCGAUUACAUCCGCCAGAGCAUCCUCUGCCACGCAGACACGACACUUCAUCCGGUGGCGCAGCUCACGCCCGAGACGAAGAUUAUUGACGGCAAUGCGCUUUGGCAUCAGUGCCGCGAUAGCUCGGUGUUGUACGACUGGGCUUAUAAGUCAGGCGUUCCGCACAAGGACUAUCUUCUCCGGGAGAAUCCUAUUGUGGCUUGA